AUGCUUGCCGGCUUCGGCUCUGGCAAGUCCUUGAGGUCUUGUGCCUGGCUUCCGCUUGCCAAGGCCAACACGCUCUUCUGGACCUUCUUGCUGAUUAGUAUACUGUCCUACAUCGCGGCACUGUUUGGAAUGGACAUGAUCACCUACGACCUGUCCCUGCCGGCAGACCAUCCCUACAACCUCGCCGUCGUCGAGAACUUCGGAGCGCUGGACGACGCGAUGUUUACGCUCAUGCAGCUCUUCACCUUCGAUAGCAUCGGAACCAUCUACCGCCCGCUGAUCCAGCAGAGACCUCUCCUUUUCUUCUACUUCAUGACGGUUCUCUUGGUCUUGUCCAUUGCCCUCAUGAACCUCGUGACGGCCAUCAUG
Molecule: messenger RNA, 369 nt
Organism: Symbiodinium sp. CCMP2456
Lineage: Eukaryota; Dinophyceae; Suessiales; Symbiodiniaceae
Source: the annotation of a GenBank genome assembly